AUGAGCGCCAAGGGAUACGGCAUCAGCGACACCAAGAACUGGACCGACUUCAAGAUCCACGAGUACGAGCUCAAGACGGCCCAGGAUGACGACGUCGACAUCGCCAUCACCCACUGCGGCGUCUGCGGCAGCGACGUACACACCAUCUCGGGCGGCUGGGGCCCCCUCAACGUCAAGACCGUCGUCCCCGGCCACGAGAUUGUCGGACACGUCACAAAGGUCGGCAAGAACGUCAAGGACAUCAAGGUCGGCGACCGCGUCGGAGUAGGCGCGCAGGUCGGCUCCUGCAUGUCGUGCUGGCCCUGCAAGAACGACAACGAAAACUACUGCACCGGCGACGGCAAGGGCGGCGUCGUCGACACCUACAACGCCACCUACCCCGACGGCAGCAUCGCCCAGGGCGGCUACUCGACCGCCAUCCGCGCCCACCAGCAGUUUGUCUUCCCCAUCCCCGAGGGCAUCAAGUCGGAGCACGCCGCACCCAUGCUCUGCGGCGGUCUCACCGUCUACUCGCCCCUCGUCCGCAACGGCGCUGGUCCCGGCAAGAAGGUCGGCAUCGUCGGCAUCGGCGGUCUCGGACACUUCGGCGUCCUCUUUGCCAAGGCCCUCGGCGCGGACGUCGUGGCCAUCUCGCACUCGCCCAAGAAGCGCGAGGACGCGCUCAAGAUGGGCGCCUCGCAGUUUAUCUCGACGGCCGAGGAGCCCGACUGGACGACCAAGUUUAAGGACGACCCCUUUGACCUGAUUGUCAACACCGCCUCGUCCAACGCCAUCGACCUGCCCGCCAUCCUCUCGACGCUCAAGACGCAGGGCAAGCUGAUCGCCGUCGGAAUGCCCGAGGACGUGUUCAAGAUCCGGAUCCAGAACCUGGCGGGCAACGGCUGUCUGCUCGGCUCGUCGCACAUUGGCUCCAAGACUGAAGCGCUGGCGAUGCUUAAGCUGGCCGCCGAGAAGAACGUCGAGCCGUGGAUUGAGCUGAUCCCGAUGAAGGACUGCGCCAAGGCCGUGCAGCGCGUCGAGGACAACGACAUCCGCUACCGCUUUGUCCUCGAGCAGGACAUUGAGAAGAACUAG
This is a messenger RNA of Pseudozyma flocculosa PF-1, 1074 nucleotides long. RefSeq lists its product as uncharacterized. The transcript is spliced from 2 exons. NCBI's taxonomy places the organism in Eukaryota, Fungi, Basidiomycota, Ustilaginomycetes, Ustilaginales, Ustilaginaceae. The record is from RefSeq and is a predicted model, not a curated record. Gene Ontology annotation, biological process: alcohol metabolic process. Gene Ontology annotation, molecular function: alcohol dehydrogenase (NADP+) activity; zinc ion binding. The coding region runs from base 1 to 1074 and encodes 357 amino acids.